This is a messenger RNA of Chenopodium quinoa (quinoa), 1572 nucleotides long. RefSeq names its product inositol-pentakisphosphate 2-kinase-like. NCBI's taxonomy places the organism in Eukaryota, Viridiplantae, Streptophyta, Magnoliopsida, Caryophyllales, Amaranthaceae. Gene Ontology annotation, molecular function: ATP binding; inositol-1,3,4,5,6-pentakisphosphate 2-kinase activity. The record is from RefSeq and is a predicted model, not a curated record. Gene Ontology annotation, biological process: inositol phosphate biosynthetic process. Gene Ontology annotation, cellular component: nucleus.
AGAUCAAAUACCCCACAAAUUACCAACAUCAAACAAAAACAAUUCCAUCAGAAAAGUAAUCAAGGGAAAAAAAAUCUGAAGAUCCAAAUCCAAUCACCGGAAUAACCCAUUUCUCCGGUCGAAAUUCCAUUUUUUCCGGCGAAUUACUUCAAAUUACAGACACCCAUUUGCCAUACUCAGAUCUUCAACCACCUUAAACAGUCAAUAAUAAUGAAGGUAGUUUUGGAGAAAAAAGAUGCAGGUGAUUGGUGUUACAGAGGGGAAGGAGCAAUUAAUUUAGUUCUUGCAUACUCUGGAUCAUCUCCUACCUUUAGUGGAAAAAUAAUACGGGUGCCAAAGGUCCCUAGGAAUGGGUCAAUAAAAGAGACUGAACGCUCGGUUUUGUCUGAGCAUGAAUGCAGCUUAUGGAAAGAUGUUGAAGCUAUUGUUACAUCCCCAAACAAAGAGGUCGCUGAGCAGAUGUAUGUGCAAUGUGUGAUGAUCCCACUGUUAGGAUCAGAGUUUGUUGAUCCUGGGGUAAAGAUUCUUGUAUCAAGGGAAUUUCUGGAAUUGGUUGAAAGAAAUGUUCUCUCCCAGCGCCCUGGUUGGAGAGUUAGUGCUGCCAAUGUGGAUUGCGGUGCUGAUUCUGUGCUGCUAAUGUCAGAUCAUUCAGUAUUCCCCCAAGGCACAUCUAAAGGAAAACCAUGCCUGUCCGUGGAAAUUAAGCCCAAGUGGGGAUUUCUUCCAUCUUCGAGCUUUAUAGCUGAUGAAAAUGCCAUCAAGAAGAAUGUAUCUCGUUUUAAAAUGCACCAAGUCCUUAAAUUGCAACAACUUCAGAUACAGCAAUUGAGCGAUUAUGACCCAUUGGAUUUAUUCUCUGGAUCAAGGGAGCGAAUACAUAAAGCAUUUAAGGCUCUCUUUGCAAAUCCACAGAAUAAUCUGCGGGUUUUUCUAAAUAGCUCCCUAAUAUAUGGGGGCAUGGGGGGUGGUGACCAAGGGACAGAUUUUGUUAAGGUUGAGGCAUUUGAAGAUAAUCUUAAAUCUUUCUUGCAUGGAGAAAAUGGUUUGCGUAAAAGGAAUUUUGUGCAUCUUGUAGGAGAGGCAAUACUUAAAUCCGGUGUACUAGACAGGCUACUUGAAGUCCAAAAGCUUGACAAAUUUGAUGUGGAAGGGGCAAUUCAUGCUUAUUAUGAUAUUGUUUCCCAGCCUUGCAAGAUAUGUAAAGAUUCCGGUGAAGACAGGCAAUUAGGAAAGUAUAGCUCUCUGCAUUCAAUCCCUGUAGAUGAAAGUCUGAAGAUUGUAAGGGACUACUUGAUAGCUGCAACAGCCAAGGACUGUAGUUUAAUGAUUAGUUUCCGUCCAAGGGAAGAUGAUGAUCAAGAAUCACACUAUAGGACAAUAUACCUGGAUUCAACAAAGCAAAGGUUUGAUGUCAAGGUUUUUUUUAUCGACCUUGAUAUGAAACCCUUGAAUAAUAUGGAAUACUACUAUGAGUUGGAUCAGAAGAUAGUCAACAGUUACAAGCAGAUGGUCAAAGUAGAGCGUGGUGCUGCAAAUGGGGGAACCAUUGAGGGGUAUGAAACUGGAUAUUGA